Lipotes vexillifer (Yangtze River dolphin) is the source of this 1274-nucleotide messenger RNA. It is a transcript of the gene LRRC3B, whose product is annotated as leucine rich repeat containing 3B. Bases 178 to 957 code for a protein of 259 amino acids. Gene Ontology annotation, molecular function: protein binding. The transcript has a single exon. Lineage: Eukaryota; Metazoa; Chordata; Mammalia; Artiodactyla; Lipotidae. The record is from RefSeq and is a predicted model, not a curated record.
UUCCUUUCCUUUAGGUGCCCAAGCAUGGACCGGAAUAAUGAAGGGAUACUUGUAUUAGCUGCAGCCCUUUGAACCACGUAGAAGGAAAUCAACAGUGUGGACAGGGCUGGAAGCGUUACCACACUUGCUUGUUGGAAUAAAUGAAGAAUGGGCUUGUGAUUAUGCUGACAUCCCAGCAUGAAUCUGGUGGACCUGUGGUUAACUCGUUCCCUCUCCAUGUGUCUCCUCCUACAAAGUUUUGUUCUUAUGAUACUGUGUUUUCAUUCCGCCAGUAUGUGUCCCAAGGGCUGUCUUUGUUCUUCCUCUGGGGGUUUAAAUGUCACCUGUAGCAAUGCAAAUCUCAAGGAAAUACCUAGAGAUCUUCCUCCUGAAACAGUCUUACUGUAUCUGGACUCCAAUCAGAUCACAUCCAUCCCCAAUGAGAUUUUUAAGGACCUCCAUCAACUGAGAGUUCUCAACCUGUCCAAAAAUGGCAUUGAGUUUAUCGAUGAGCAUGCCUUCAAAGGAGUCGCUGAAACUCUGCAGACUCUGGACUUGUCUGACAACCGGAUUCAGAGCGUGCACAAAAACGCUUUCAAUAACCUGAAAGCCAGGGCCAGGAUUGCCAACAACCCCUGGCACUGCGACUGUACGCUCCAGCAAGUUCUGAGGGGCAUGGUGUCCAAUCACGAGACAGCCCACAAUGUGAUCUGCAAGACCUCCGUGCUGGAUGAACACGCCGGGAGACCGUUCCUCAACGCUGCCAAUGAUGCUGACCUUUGUAACCUCCCUAAAAAAACGACUGAUUAUGCCAUGCUGGUCACCAUGUUUGGCUGGUUCACCAUGGUGAUCUCGUAUGUGGUGUAUUAUGUGAGGCAAAAUCAGGAAGAUGCGCGAAGACACCUUGAAUACUUGAAAUCCCUGCCGAGCAGGCAAAAGAAAGCCGACGAACCCGACGAUAUUAGUACAGUGGUGUAGUGUCCGAACUGACUGGCCAGGAAAAAGAAAUCCAUUUGGGAUUGCAGUAGAAUAAGUGGUUUACUUCUCUCAUCCAUUGUAAACAUUUGAAACUUUGUAUCUCAGUUUCUUUGGAGUCAUGCCACUGUUGAACUUUUAACAAACAUGACGGCAUAAGUCAUUUUCGUUUCGGUAAUCCACCCCCCUCAGUUGCACUCCUGGUGGUAUAUUCCAGAGUCAGUUACUUCUCUGAACCUUAGUUCUGUCCAUCUCAGUAUUUAAUAAUGAAAUUUAUUUUUUUAAUUUGAAACCAAAUAAAAGCCUAACUUUGAACCAUG